AUGUCCAAAAAAGUUAUCGCCGCUUCAAUUAUCAGGGGUGCACAAACAAUUUUUGCUCUUAUUGUUCUUGGUCUUUCUAUUCAAGAAUUGGUUACACUUGAAUUUUACUAUGACAAAUCAGUUUAUAUUAUAGUUGUUGCUGCAAUCAAUAUCAUCUAUUUCUUCUGCACUCUAUUAUUGAUACCAUUUAUAUUUAAAAACUGGUCUCCUUCCAUAAUUCCUGUUGCAGGUGAGUUUAUUCUAUGCAUCUUUUAUCUUGCUGCUAUGGCUAUUCUGGCUACAGAUGCUCCAACAGUAUCUUGUGAUUAUUUGUAUUACUCAGAAUAUGUUUCCUUUUGCCACAUUCUCAAGGCUUUGAUACCAUUCACUUUAUUCAACUGGUUACUAUUCGCUGCUAGUUUUGUGUUGGUUUUGUGUUUUACUUUUAUCCCGGAAAUUAAAAGACACGGAUUCAAACAUACAUUAUUUCCUUCACAAUUUGAUUUUGGCCUUAUAUUUGGUAAUGAUACUCCAGCAUCUAAAGAAAUAGUUGCAAGCUAUGAUUAUAGAGACGCUAACGCCUACAACGAAUCUGAAGUUGGUAUAGCUCCAACAGUACAUGGUACAAAUAAUAAUGGUGGUUCGGAUAAUCAUCAAACAAGUGUUGGUGUUAAUCUAGGAGAGUCUUCUGAAGAAGAAAAGUCUAUUCAAGCAACGCCAAGUAAUUUUCAAAAUGAAAAUAUAAAUCAUAGCAAGCCAUACGCUUAA
This is a messenger RNA of Candida dubliniensis CD36, 747 nucleotides long. RefSeq names its product Mrv4p (gene MRV4). The transcript has a single exon. The record is from RefSeq and is a predicted model, not a curated record. Gene Ontology annotation, cellular component: membrane. Lineage: Eukaryota; Fungi; Ascomycota; Pichiomycetes; Serinales; Debaryomycetaceae. The coding region runs from base 1 to 747 and encodes 248 amino acids.